AUAGAAAAAGAGAAAUAGUUAUACCCGGGUGUCUCGCCGCUAGCUAAAAGCCAAGCUCUCCUUUCCACUUACAAAUACCACACAUACCUCCUCCUUUUUAUUUAUUUCUUUCUUGCUUUAAGAUUCAAGAACCAACCUCAGAAUAUUUCCUAUUACAGAACCAGAAAUGAAACAAAUCUUUCCAUCAUUAUCCACUUUCUGACCUGAUUAAUUAGUACCUGUUUUGCUUAUAUACUAACUAUAUCUAUCUUUUCAGUUUCUGCUGGUCGUUAAACAAUCUUAAUGGGCAUAAAAUUUUUCAAUCUGCAAACCAUUCCUUGGUGUUUUCUGAUGGGCAAUCCCAUGUCGUGCGUCCAUAUCCAGCCUGAGCCACCGGCAGAGACAAUCAAGCUCAUAAAAUCGGAUGGUGUGGUCAAGAUCUAUGACAAACCCAUCCAUGUCUCAGAGCUAUUAAUACAACACCCAAAGCAUUUGGUAUGCCGCUCAGACUCAUUCUACAUAGGCCAGAAGAUUCCAGCUCUCUCUGCUAACGACAAGCUUCAGCUCGGCCACAACUACUUUCUUCUUCCUAAACAUUGUUUCCAGUCGACCCUAUCAUUUGUCACCAUCGCGUCCUUUGUCGCCACUUCUUCUUCCUCCUCUACUUCUUCUUCUUCCUCCUUGUGCACUAGAGAUUCAAGAAACGCGCUUCUAAAGAAGGCCGCAGUCUGCAAACCCUUCGACAUCCAAAAAUCUUCUUCUGGGAUUCUGAGAAUGCGCGUAUCCGAUGAGUUUAUAUCGCAAUUAAUGAAAGAAGGGCAGAUGAAGGAGUCCGAUGAGGAAGAAGACGGGUCUACUGCUGCAACCAGCCGAGUAUGUACCACUCCUCAGUUACAGAAGGAUUAUAGACUGCUUGUCAGAUCAAGCAAUUGGAAACCGAAGCUGGAGACAAUAAGGGAGAAGGAGAAGAGAAAGCUUUCUUCUUUUGGAAUGAAAAGAAGGAAGAAAUCUCAGUCUAAAGGAACCCAAAAGCCCAGUCAUAGUCAUAAAUCAUCACCAGCCACACCCACCAAGGCUUCUUCCAAAGCCAAGAUCAAGAUCAAAUUAAGGAAAUAGUAGUUGAUGACACACCGCAGCACCGAUAGUCAUUUAUUUUUCCUUUUCAAAACUUUUAAAUUUCUGGGGUUGGCAUGUGACUUCUAAAUCCUAAUGUACUUUGUAAAACCGGUUCACAGUCUCCCUUUGAUACAAAGGAAGAGAGAGAAAGAAAUCAACAGUAACCCUCUUUCUGUUAUAAUUCCCCAUUUUAUUUCUUAUGGGUAUGGAUAAACUAUCCUCAAUUCUGUAAUGAACUAACAAAUUUGUCAAA
Molecule: messenger RNA, 1348 nt
Organism: Jatropha curcas
Lineage: Eukaryota; Viridiplantae; Streptophyta; Magnoliopsida; Malpighiales; Euphorbiaceae
Source: RefSeq, a predicted model, not a curated record